Rotaria socialis is the source of this 1404-nucleotide messenger RNA. Lineage: Eukaryota; Metazoa; Rotifera; Eurotatoria; Philodinida; Philodinidae. The record is from the annotation of a GenBank genome assembly.
AUGCCGGCGGUUACUCAAAAUGGUGGUUCAAACAAAACCCAAGGGUCAACAACGAUGUAUCAGAUUACUGCAACUCAUCAUGAUGGCGAGUUAACCGACCAAGAAUUAUUGAAUUUAGUGAAUUAUUUUGAAGUUAGCCGAGUUGAAUUAAAAAAUCGAGUUGAUUCAUUACUCUCUCAGCCGAUUCUUCAAGCGAAACCAAAUGAUUCACAGGGACCAAAAUUAUUCGAAGAUGAUUACAUUAAAAUUCAUGGUAAUAGUCUUAGUUUAAAACUUUAUUCUCAAGGCGAUCAAAUAACAUUGGCCACUGCUUCAACUCUUCGUCUGCUAGCCAAUAAUUCAACAAUUCAUUCGUUCAGUCAAAGUUGGCUUUCUGCCAAAUUUUCGUUUCGUGAUUAUACAAAUCCAUUAAAUUAUGGUCUUCUUGCUGAUCGAACUGGUGCUCGCGGCCUUAUUUUAUGUGUUCAAGGAUUUGUUCUUCGACAUUUGUUACUGAAAAAUGUUCUAUCCGGAAGUCAACAUCGAUCGAUUUCUGUCAGUGUUGAAGCACGAACCGAAGCACUUGUUGAUGCUCUUACUGAGAUGUUGUGGCAAGCGGGUGAAUAUCGAGGAGCAACAGUUUGUAUUCCAUAUUCUGGUGAUGCAUGUUUUACUAAUCAUGGUGAUCAUUAUGUACCUGAUCGAAUAACUGAACGAUUACAUAUGUUUGAAUUUGUUGAUUUGGGAAAACUUCGCUCAUUUAUUAUCAAAUGUUUACCAUAUUUUAUGAAAGAAAAUGGUGUUAUUCUAUUUCUCUAUAGUCUUAUGCUUUCACGUACAUUAAAAAAAUUAAUUGAAGAUCUUGAUCAUACACGUUUAGUAGGGGAACGUGAUGAAUCAACAAUUCAAAUGGUGACAUUGGCAUUAACUGGACGAGCUUUACAUUACUUCCACAAUGGUGUUAUUGACGUUGAUUCCGAUGGAAAUUUAAUGAAAAAACCUCAGCAUGGUGUAAAAAACCGGUCUCCAGUAGGAUUUCUCUAUUGGUCAAAACAUGAAGACGAUUCAUUUUGGCAUAAACAAGAAAUAGGCUCGAUGUUUCGUACACCGAAAGUACCUGUAUGGCUUAUCUGUUUAAAUCGUCGUUAUGCUAUUGUAUUUUCAAGCAAUAUUAAUCUUUUAAAUAAUUGGAUUUAUGAAAAUUACUUCCAAUUACAUUUAUAUAGUGGUUUAAAAAAACAAGAACAACCCUGCGUAGUUUCCAUUGAUACUCGACAACAGUAUCCUACAUCAAUAUAUGGAGAUUUCUUUGAAGACAAUGAUCAACAUGCACCGGACAUUAUUCAUUUAUUACAAUCACGAUGGCCGGGAUGUACGAUUGAUAAUGCUGAUGAGAUUUUACAUGAAUUAAUGACAAUUUUUUAA